UUAAGGGAACGUGGCUUUUCCCGCAGCGCCCGUCUUCCCGUCUUGUGUCUCUGCUGCGGCGGCGGGAGCUGGAGUCGGACCCGGAGCGCAGCGUCGCCAUGGACUCGGCCCUCAGCGACCCGCACAACGGCAGCGCCGAGGCAGGCGGCGCAGCCAACGGCACGACGCGGCCGCCUUCCACGCCCGAGGGCAUCGCGCUGGCCUACGGCAGCCUCCUGCUCAUGGCGCUGCUGCCCAUCUUCUUCGGCGCCCUGCGCUCGGUGCGCUGCGCCCGCGGCAAGAACGCCUCAGACAUGCCCGAGACUAUCACCAGCCGGGACGCCGCCCGGUUCCCCAUCAUCGCCAGCUGCACGCUCUUGGGGCUCUAUCUCUUUUUCAAAAUAUUCUCCCAGGAGUACAUCAACCUCUUGCUGUCCAUGUAUUUCUUCGUGUUGGGGAUCCUGGCCCUGUCCCACACCAUCAGCCCCUUCAUGAAUAAGUUUUUUCCAGCCAGCUUCCCAAAUCGACAGUACCAGCUGCUCUUCACGCAGGGCUCUGGGGAGAACAAGGAAGAGAUCAUCAAUUAUGAGUUUGACGCCAAGGACCUGGUAUGCCUGGGCCUGAGCAGCAUCGUUGGCGUCUGGUACCUGCUGAGGAAGCACUGGAUUGCCAACAACCUCUUUGGCCUGGCCUUCUCCCUUAACGGGGUGGAGCUCCUGCACCUAAACAACGUCAGCACCGGCUGCAUCCUGCUAGGCGGGCUCUUCAUCUACGAUGUCUUCUGGGUAUUUGGCACCAAUGUGAUGGUGACAGUGGCCAAGUCCUUUGAGGCACCAAUAAAAUUGGUGUUUCCCCAGGACCUACUGGAGAAGGGCCUCGAAGCGGACAACUUUGCCAUGCUGGGACUUGGAGAUAUCGUCAUUCCAGGGAUCUUCAUUGCCUUGCUGCUACGUUUUGACAUCAGCUUAAAGAAGAACACCCACACCUACUUCUACACCAGCUUCGCAGCCUACAUCUUUGGCCUGGGCCUCACCAUCUUCAUCAUGCACAUCUUCAAGCAUGCCCAGCCUGCCCUUCUGUACCUGGUCCCCGCCUGCAUCGGCUUUCCUGUCCUGGUGGCACUGGCCAAGGGGGAAGUGACAGAGAUGUUCAGCUACGAGUCCUCGGCGGAAAUCCUGCCUCACACCCCGAGGCUCACCCACUUCCCCACAGUCUCGGGCUCCCCAGCCAGCCUGGCCGACUCCAUGCAACAGAAGCUAGCUGGCCCUCGCCGCCGGCGCCCGCAGAAUCCCAGCGCCAUUUAUGAGGAGUCAAAUCCUAAGGAUGCAGCAGCAGUGACAGAGGGAUCCAAAGAGGGAACAGAGGCCUCGGCAUCAAAGGGGCUGGAGAAGAAGGAGAAGUGAUACGGCUGGGGCCUGACCCUCCGGGGGCCAGGCCAGGCAGGCGGGGGCAGGCCAGCAGAGGCCUGCGCUGGCAGAGGGCAUCGGAGGCCAAGGGUGCGGGAGGCCGGGCAGCUUCAGGAGAGGGCCGGGGGCAACAGGAUCCCUCCAGCGGGGCCUCCCAUGGCCUGGUCCCUUCGUCGUCCUUCCCUGGCCUUCCUCUGCCCCUUCCCAUCCCCUGCAGGCAGAAGCAGCCCCAACUUCCCUCACCCUCCCAGAUGCCAGGCGGGAAAAGUGGAUCUGAUUUUUAGAUUUUUGUAUUGUGGACUGACUUUGCCUUACAUUAAAAAUUCAUCCCAGGGGUGCCUGGGUGGCUCAGU
This is a messenger RNA of Odobenus rosmarus divergens (Pacific walrus), 1738 nucleotides long. It is a transcript of the gene HM13, whose product is annotated as histocompatibility (minor) 13. Gene Ontology annotation, molecular function: aspartic endopeptidase activity, intramembrane cleaving. The record is from RefSeq and is a predicted model, not a curated record. The transcript has 13 exons. Gene Ontology annotation, biological process: membrane protein proteolysis. Gene Ontology annotation, cellular component: cytoplasmic side of endoplasmic reticulum membrane; lumenal side of endoplasmic reticulum membrane; membrane. Bases 99 to 1382 code for a protein of 427 amino acids. Lineage: Eukaryota; Metazoa; Chordata; Mammalia; Carnivora; Odobenidae.